AUGAGAAUAUUACCAACAACAUUACGAAUAAGCAGUAACAGAAUCAUACCACGAUAUAUACACGCGUACACAACACAGGUUAAAAUCAAAAAAGCAUUGUUUCAUAAAUCGGAAGGACCCAUAAUAAUUCAAAGCUAUUCUAAAAGCCCUAUGGCUGAAGGAAACCCUUCUGGGAGCAGCAAGGUGUUGGAUGGUAUUGACUUUGACGAUUCGUUUGGAGAUGACGAAAGCAGCAAGGGGACUACUUCAGCCGAUGCAAAACAUGAGCAGGAAGACUUUGAUGAUGAAGAUAUAGAUGCCAUUGCAAUGAACUACGUCCCCGAGCCAAUUGUACCUCAAAAGGAAGUUGAGAAAGACGCGAUCGAAUUUGAUAUAAGCGACUCAUUUGCAUUUACCGACAGUCUACCGACACUGCGAAGGACCCAACCGGGUGUUACAAAGCAAGAGGUUGUUGUGGUGAAUUCUCAAACACAUGGAACAGAUCAGGUGGCAGAGGAGAUACAAGCAUCAUUUGAAUUUAGCGAUACUACCCAACUCGCCAGUUUAUUACAAUAUCAAGCAAGCAGUGAAUACCAAGUAGAAGAAGGAAACAAUGUACAAGAAGUGGUCAAAGAGGAGCCUGAGAAUUUUGAAAUAGACAGCUUUACUGAAAGUCCAUCCAACAGUGACGCAUUUGAGUUUAGUGAGAACGAUGACGAGGUAUUGGCCAUGUUAGACGAUGCUGAGUUGCCAUCACAAUCACCAAAGAAGGAAUCCCCUCCACUUGCUACACAAACAUCAUCUAUUAAACGACUGGCUCCUUCAACCCAACUGCCUCCGGAGCUCAAGAGGAGUAGUAUACUGUACUCUCAAACGCAAGCAGUGAAAGCUCCAUCUAGAAGUGGAGUCUGCAAAUUCAUAAUAACAUCAUCUCCACCAAAAGUUUCUCCUUCACAGAUAUCACAAAAUAAAUCUUCACAACCAAAAAGCUCCCCUGUAAAUGAUUCCAUGGUUAUCCCUCCACACACGAUUGAACACAAUUCCCCACAGGACAUAUUUGCUCGACCAUCAUCUAAGCUUACCUCACUUGCAUAUAAUGACGAUAGACCUACAAGACCAUUGACUCGCAAUUACUCAACUGUACCACAAUUGGAACAGCCAAGCAAGACUCCUGUGGAUCACCACACCAUUCUUCUAGCGACUCAGAGACCAUCUGUAGGAAAGAGCAAAUCUCCAGAAGCUGGGCAAUCAGUGAAAGUUGUUCAGCCAAUCAUCUUAUCCAAAGAGCAAGAGAUUGUACUUCAAAAAGUUCUUCAAGGAGUUUCUUUAUUCUAUACAGGGUCUGCGGGAACAGGGAAAUCAGUUUUGCUUCGAUCUAUUAUCAAAGCAUUGAGGCGAAAGUACCCCACUGGAGUUGCAGUCACCGCAUCGACUGGCUUAGCUGCUUGUAAUAUUGGUGGUAUCACAUUGCAUAGUUUUGGUGCCAUAGGCUUGGGAACAGGUACUGUUGAUAACUUAAUCAAAAAAAUAAAACGAAAUAAGAAAGCCCAUGGGAGAUGGAGAGAUACAAAAGUCUUGAUUAUUGAUGAAGUAUCAAUGGUUGAUGGUGAGUUGUUAGACAAAUUGAAUGAAAUAUCCAAAAGAUUGAGAAAGAACAAUGCACCAUUUGGUGGAAUCCAGUUGGUGGCUUGUGGAGAUUUUUAUCAGCUUCCUCCCGUCAUGAAGAAAAUUAGCGCUGAAGGAGAUACAAGAGAUGACGUUGAAGCGUUCUUCUCCUUUGAAAGCUUGGCUUGGAAUGAAACAAUUCAAGAGACAAUCAUUUUAAAGGAAGUUUUUAGACAAAAGGGAGAUCAAGUUUUUAUCAACAUGUUAAAUGAAAUGAGAGACGGACGAAUCUCUGAAAGCACAAUUCAAGAGUUUAGAAGAUUGUCCAGACCAUUGGAAUGUCCUGCUGGCAUCCUGCCGGCUGAACUAUUUGCCACAAGAAACGAGGUGGAAAGAGCUAAUAAGCGUCGUUUGAACGCUUUACCCGGUGAAGCUGUCAGCUAUCGUGCAAUAGAUUCUGGAUCACUACAGGAGCCACAAAAAUCCGCAUUACUUCUGAACUUUUUGGCUCCGCAAGAUCUUCUCUUGAAAAAGGAUGCCCAGGUAAUGUGUGUCAAAAACUUUGAUGAGACACUCGUUAAUGGUUCUUUAGGUACUGUUGUUGAUUUUGUUGACAAGGACACUUACAUGAAGACAUUUAAAGAUGGUGAUCAUUUAGAUGACGAGGGGAAAUUAAAGGAUUUCAUAUUUAAUGAUCCAGAUUCAAGCAUAGGUUUAACAACGGGAACUUUAACCCAAAAGGUGAUGACACACGACGGUAAACAAAUGGAUGACAGGAAAUCCGAAUUGAACAAAGACUUAUUGGGUGAUUUCAAAAAUAAAAAGUUUCCGUUGGUGAAAUUUCUAUCCCCCGAUGGAGUCAAUAGUAGGACAGUGCUUGUUGAGCCUGAACAAUGGACUAUAGAGGAUGAGGAUGGACGUGCUCUUGUGUCUCGCGUGCAAUUCCCACUAAUGUUGGCGUGGUCCUUGUCCAUACAUAAAUCACAAGGGCAAACUUUGUCUCGUGUCAAGGUGGAUUUGAAGAGUGUUUUUGAAACAGGUCAAUCUUAUGUUGCAUUGUCUAGAGCAACUUCACGAGAUGGUCUCCAGGUCCUAAACUUUAAUGAACACAAAGUACGAUCGCAUCCGAAGGUGGUUGAGUUUUACAAAUCAUUGGUUGACAUCAGCAAGGCACCGACCGGACAACAGAAACUAAACUUCACACCCAACCAAAAAUAG
Messenger RNA from Lodderomyces orthopsilosis Co 90-125, 2802 nucleotides. It is a transcript of the gene PIF1, whose product is annotated as DNA helicase. Gene Ontology annotation, molecular function: ATP hydrolysis activity; DNA helicase activity. The transcript has a single exon. Gene Ontology annotation, biological process: telomere maintenance; DNA repair. The record is from RefSeq and is a predicted model, not a curated record. The coding region runs from base 1 to 2802 and encodes 933 amino acids. Lineage: Eukaryota; Fungi; Ascomycota; Pichiomycetes; Serinales; Debaryomycetaceae.